Messenger RNA from Mytilus trossulus (common blue mussel), 2082 nucleotides. Its product is annotated as ras-related protein Rap-2a-like. The coding region runs from base 494 to 1222 and encodes 242 amino acids. Lineage: Eukaryota; Metazoa; Mollusca; Bivalvia; Mytilida; Mytilidae. The record is from RefSeq and is a predicted model, not a curated record. The transcript has 3 exons. Gene Ontology annotation, molecular function: GTPase activity; GTP binding.
UGAACAUGACCAAGUAAACAUAACUGUAAUUAAUAGUGAUUUUUCUAACAGAGGAUGGAAAUUUUGAAAUGUGCAAAUGUGUUAAUUGUUUUUAUUUCUUGAAUAUGUCAUACAAGCUGUUGUUUUACAUUGUAUCAGUCACUUUCCGCUCAUGGUUGUGAAUGAAAUUACCACUUUAUCAAAUCUGUUCUUCCGACUGAGUGCUUUCUGGAUUUACCUUCACCAGGAACGCUCUAUCCCAUAAUUUUGAAAGCCAAGGGUGUACAUGUAUACAUGUGAUAUAAAGACAGGUGCAUGCUGAUAGAAAUGAGCAAAAUUCGAUAAAUUAAUUACCAAUAGGUGUUUAAUAAACAUUCAUUUGUCUGCUGGUGGUGUCAUCUGGUAAUUUGAAACAAACAACGAAAUUGAUUUCUUCCAGUUCUGUUUAUGGCGUAUUGUAACCUGUUUCUGAUAUGCCAGCUGUAAUAAAAGUAUACACAUAUACCAUAUAAUAAUGGUAGAGGUCGAUCAACGGAACAGGGUAGUUUUUCUAGGCGCCGGUGGAGUUGGAAAAAGUUCAGUGUUACAGAGAUUUUUGUUUGGAACUUUCAGCGAGAAGUACAAAGAAACAAUUGAAGAUUUGUUUCCUAACGAAUAUGAUAUCAAUAGUGUUAAUUUCAAAGUUGAUUUUCUAGAUACUGCCGGCAAUAUUGCUUUCCCAGCAAUGCGGCGCCUCUCAAUAGUUAACGCUCACGGCUUUGUUCUAGUUUAUUCUAUCACAAAUGAACAAACAUUUGAAGAAGUCAAACAAUUAUGGGAGCAAAUUAAGGAAGUGCGAGAAAAUUAUCAGGAAAUUCCGUGUGUAAUUGUUGGAAAUCAUUUAGAUGAGGAAAAUAAUAGACAAAUUGAAAGAUUUGAUGCUCUUAAUUGGGCUUACAACGAGGACUUAGGCGGAGGGUUUAUUGAAGUUUCUGCUAAAAAUGAUGUAGGAAUUUCUGACGUUUUCCGUCUGUUGUUGCAACAAGUUAAAAAGCCACGUGUUAAGCACCCGGAUCGCUUUUUGCUCCGAAGGAUCAGUGUGCAGUCACUUGAAUGUCCGGAGCAGGGUCAAACUGACAAAGAAGAGUUCAGUGCAGCGGAAAAAUCGAAGUUUUCACGAUGUAGUCGAAGUUUAAUUCGAAGAUCGAGUAAACCUAAAAUGAAACGUUCGACGAAACAAAACGAUGAUUGUUCUAUUUCUUAGCUUUUGUACCUUCUGUCUGUCUUUUAUAAAUAUAUAAACUUAAAAUUCAGAAAUUGGCUACCAAAUGUGCUUAUUACAACUUUUAAAGGGACUAUAUUAUGCAAUGUGAUAAUAACAACAGAAAAAAAUCGAACUACGGUACUUGUCCUUGAAAUGGUUAUCAAUCAUAUAGGCUUGCUCAGUGUUAUUGUAUAAUUAUUUAAUAUUGAUGUGGGGUUACUAUUCAUGUUCUUUUUCAUUUUGAUAAACUAUGAAUUUAUUAUUAAUAUUGAUUAUAUAUAUAUAAUGUUGAAGUGCAUAAACGUCAUUUCAAUGUGACAGUCGUAUGCGUAAAUUAAACUUAUAUUUUUACUGAAUUUAAACUUUUGUUUAAAUUUGAAAGGUUAAAAUAGGACCAAUUCACAUUUUUAUGAAUAUAUUUUCAAAAUUGUUUUUAGUUGAAAUUAACUUUCAUGUCUACCUUAAAGAAAUUUACCUGAUGAUUUGAAAGACGGUGUCAGGCAACAACCACACCCAGGCCAACAACGCUAGGUCAGUUGUGGAAAACAACAAAAUCCUGUUAAAUUCAUUCGAAAUAAGAUAUUAUAUAAUACAUUCUUCCAAGAAAAUAUGUUUAAUAAAGAAGAAGAGUUUUCGCAUUUUAAUUCAAUUUUCAUAAGAAUUCAAACGAAAUUAUUUUAGCCGUAAAGUACAAAAAGCCAUCGAACAUAGAGGGUGCUAUUGUGUAUACAGGUGUGUACAAUACGCUUAUAAAGUAGUACAGACGUGUGUAUACGUAAUCAAUUAUUUUGUAAUACGUUUGUAUGUUUGACUGUGAUAAACUGUGGCUAUUUAUAAUUUAAUAAAAACAGUUUGUCUAA